This is a messenger RNA of Capronia coronata CBS 617.96, 336 nucleotides long. RefSeq lists its product as uncharacterized. The record is from RefSeq and is a predicted model, not a curated record. Bases 1 to 336 code for a protein of 111 amino acids. Lineage: Eukaryota; Fungi; Ascomycota; Eurotiomycetes; Chaetothyriales; Herpotrichiellaceae. The transcript has a single exon.
AUGGAGAUGACCUUGAUUGUUCUGACAGAUGGUGUUUGGGGAGUUAUGGUGCGGGAGGACGCUGUUGACCAGGUUCUGGACAAGCUCACGGACUCCUUUCACAUUAUCAGAGGCAUCGACCUUUUGAGGCGACCCGUUUGUGUCCAAUUCGUCCAAUUCGGAGAUGAUGAACGCGGCAUUCAACGUCUCCGCAGACUUGAUUCAGACAAGCGAUAUCAACAUAUUGUCGAUAUUACGCCAGCAACUGAAAACAUCUUCAAGAUGCUGCUAGGCAGUUUUCUUGACAAGUGGGACAUCGCCGGUGAUGCCGAGGAAGGAGCGCCUUCUCCCAUGUGA